This is a messenger RNA of Aspergillus saccharolyticus JOP 1030-1, 888 nucleotides long. RefSeq names its product zinc-finger domain-containing protein. NCBI's taxonomy places the organism in Eukaryota, Fungi, Ascomycota, Eurotiomycetes, Eurotiales, Aspergillaceae. The transcript is spliced from 3 exons. The record is from RefSeq and is a predicted model, not a curated record. Gene Ontology annotation, biological process: mitochondrial electron transport, NADH to ubiquinone. Bases 92 to 736 code for a protein of 214 amino acids.
CAAUCCUCCGUCCCUUCCCUUCGACCCGGUCUUUCUCCUCCGCUUCGACUCACCACUUCCAUAUCCUCACUGGGAUAACAGUCUGCCCAGCAUGAUGAACAGCGUGCGCAGCCGUGUCGCGGCUUUCUCCACCGCCUGGACCCCCCGCGUCGUCGCCCGGGCCAGCUACUCGACCACUGUCCCUCGUUUCACGGAGAACACCAUGCACGCCAACGAUCCGACCCCGCCCAAGCCUGUCCAGAACGUCUCGGCCACCAAUGCCACCCCCGUAGACUCGAUGGGCGCCUGGGACAAGCCUUUGCAGGAGUCGCCCAAGGCUGCGGAGCGCACCCGCGUGCUCCAGGCUCCCAACCGGGCCACCACCUGGGCCGCCAGCCAGCAACCUAGAGAGAAGGCUAUGGUUGGCCCUCGCUUCGAGCAGACGAUCAUGGAGAUGCAGCCCCAACCCCACGCCGCCAUCGAGCUCAUUCACAAGCAGCCCGUGCGCUGGACGAAGAAGAGAGUCGUCGAGUGUGACGGCGGCGGCGGUCCCCUCGGCCACCCCCGGAUCUUCAUCAACACCGACAAGCCCGAGAUUGCUACUUGCAACUACUGCGGUCUUCCCUUUGCUCACGAGCAGCACCGCUCAUACCUCGAGUCCCUCCCCGCCACCAGCUACCCCCUCAAGCCUCUGGGUGACGCUGCCGAGGUGAACGAGACCCAGCGUGUGACUGAUAAUGCUUUCGAGCAGCGGUAAAGAUUGUUUGUUUUUGUUUUGGCGUUGAUGAUCUGUUUUUUUUCCCCUUGGUUGUGUGUUUGUACAGAUGUAACAGACAAUGAAGUUGUUAGAACAUUCUUCUCCGGGGAAGUGCCAUUGUGCUGUUAUGGUCUUUAGUGACUACAGCUGUU